AUGUCUAGAUCUUUCAUUCAAACAGCAAUAUUAUUCUCUCUCUUAAAAGUCAGUGGCUACCUUAAGUACGUUUUUAGUGGACCACCUGUCAUGGAGCAAAAGGAAUUAGGGAGUUCUUCAUUCACCUAUUUUGAAGGUCUAGAAUUGCGAACAGUGUCUUUUACUUUGAAACAAAUAAAAGUGGCUACUAACAACUUCGAUCCCACAAACAAGAUUGGAGAAGGUGGUUUUGGUCCCGUGUACAAGGGUCAAUUAUCUGAUGGUACUGUUACUGCCGUAAAGCAGCUCUCCUCUAAAUCAAGGCAAGGAAAUCGUGAAUUUUUGAAUGAGAUUGGCAUGAUUUCUUGUUUGCAACACCCAAACCUCGUGAAGCUUCAUGGAUGUUGUAUUGAAGGAGACCAAUUGAUACUUUUAUACGAGUACAUGGAAAACAAUAGUUUGGCCCAUGUUUUGUUUGAGGAAAGUCAGUUGAUGCUGGACUGGCCAACAAGGCUUAAUGAAGAAGAAAAGACCCAUAUUAUCACCCGAGUUGCGGGAACAAUAGGUUAUAUGGCACCGGAAUAUGCACUAUGGGGACAUCUGACCGAUAAAGCAGAUGUUUAUAGCUUUGGAGUCGUGCUUUUGGAAAUUGUCAGUGGCAAGAGCAACAACACAUACAUGCCAAGUAGUAAUUACACUUGCCUAUUGGAUAUGGCUUGUCACUUGCAAGAAACUAAUUACAUAGACAAACUUCUCGACAAAAGGCUGGGUUCUCAGGUGAACCCAGAAGAAGUAGAAAGGACGGCAAAAGUAGCUGUUCUCUGCACAAAUUCAACUGCAUCUGUUAGGCCUACCAUGUCCGAGGUUGUCCAAAUGCUCGAAGGACAUAUGGACAUUCCAGAUGCACCCCACGAAGGCAAUGAUGUAAGGUUCAAAACCAUAAAAGGCUUAAACCAAGAAUGGCAAAAUCGAAGUUGA
Fraxinus pennsylvanica is the source of this 957-nucleotide messenger RNA. NCBI's taxonomy places the organism in Eukaryota, Viridiplantae, Streptophyta, Magnoliopsida, Lamiales, Oleaceae. The record is from the annotation of a GenBank genome assembly.